ACACUUCAUUUAUGUUAAAGUGAUAUUCUUGCUUUUUCUAAGGAAACAAGACAAUCCCCGCUAAUUAGCUUGGGUGCAGACAUGAAGACAUUUUAACUUGAUACCGGAUGUCGGGAAAUACUGUAUCUCCAAGUGACAGCUAUCAGCUGUCGGCCACUGACACAGAUGGGACACAACAAUAGCUCAGCUCCAGUCCUACUAAGUUGAAGAAGCAAGCAGUGAGCAGUCAGGAUAGUUUUUCUCCCUUGUUUGUGUGAUCAACCAUGAUCUGAUAAUAUUCCCAUAACGACUGAUUCAACUUGAGCUGUCAAUAUGACUCAUUUAAGGUCCUUUUCCAAGCUGGUGCCACUUUUUGUCAUUUUAACGGGGUCUACCCUGGGCUCAGAACAUGAAACGCGUCUAGUCAAAGACCUUUUCAAGGGCUAUAAUAAAGUGGUGCGACCGGUCGAGAACUACAAGGAUCCUGUAGUGGUCACUGUGGGCCUUCAGCUCAUCCAGCUCAUCAGUGUGGAUGAAGUCAAUCAGAUAGUGACGACAAAUGUGCGUCUGAAACAGCAAUGGAAAGAUGUCAACUUAAAAUGGGAACCAGACUCAUAUGGUGGAAUCAAAAAGAUCCGAAUUCCAUCGACUGACAUCUGGCGACCCGACCUUGUUCUCUACAACAAUGCUGAUGGCGAUUUCGCUAUUGUUCACGAAACCAAAGUGCUGCUGGAACAUACAGGCAUGAUCACGUGGACUCCUCCGGCCAUAUUCAAGAGUUACUGUGAAAUCAUAGUCACAUACUUCCCCUUUGACCUGCAAAACUGCAGCAUGAAGCUGGGGACCUGGACAUAUGAUGGCACAUCAGUGAUCAUCAAUCCGGAAAGCGAUCGCCCGGACCUGAGCAGCUUCAUGGAGAGCGGGGAGUGGGUGAUGAAGGAUUACCGUGGCUGGAAACACUGGGUCUAUUAUGCCUGCUGUCCCGACACCCCCUAUCUGGACAUCACCUACCAUUUCCUCAUGCUGCGUCUGCCUCUGUACUUCAUCGUCAACGUCAUCAUCCCCUGUCUGCUCUUUUCCUUCCUCACAGGCCUGGUCUUCUACCUGCCCACAGAUUCGGGUGAGAAGAUGACCCUGAGCAUAUCGGUCUUGCUGUCCCUGACUGUGUUUCUGCUGGUGAUCGUGGAGCUCAUCCCUUCCACCUCCAGUGCUGUGCCUUUAAUUGGGAAAUAUAUGCUGUUCACCAUGGUGUUUGUCAUCACAUCCAUCAUAAUUACAGUGAUCGUAAUUAAUACCCACCACCGCUCGCCAAGUACUCACACCAUGCCACAGUGGGUGCGUAAGAUUUUCAUUGACACCAUUCCCAACAUCAUGUUCUUCUCGACGAUGAAGCGGCCUUCAAGGGAGAAACAAGAGAAGCGCAUUUUUGUCACCGACAUGGACAUCUCUGAAAUUUCUGGCAAACCUACUCCAGCCUCCAUCACUUUCCAGUCCCCCAUCACCAAAAACCCUGAUGUGAGGACCGCCAUUGAAGGAGUCAAAUACAUCGCAGAAACCAUGAAAUCGGACCAGGAAUCCAACAAUGCCGCCGAGGAAUGGAAGUUCGUCGCCAUGGUGAUUGAUCACGUCUUGCUCUGUGUCUUCAUGCUUGUUUGUAUCAUCGGCACGCUGAGUGUCUUUGCUGGCCGUCUCAUUGAACUCAAUCAGCAGGGAUAGGCCUUAUCCUCAGCAGUGCAGUUGGAAUCACACUUUGGGAACUGCAAGCAUCCAGGCCUAGACAUUUAUUUACAAAUAAUGGAAAUGCCCAAACCUUUGACCUUUUUACAACAUACAGAAAUUCUGCCUUAUUUCCUUGUGGCAGUAGUUUAUGAUGUGUGUACGUGAUGUUUUUGCUCUGUUUAUUUUGUUUUAUGUCCUGCAGCUAACAUUAUGUGUGAAAUCGUGUUAUCACAUAAUUUAGAUUGUUUCUAAGGAAUGAAAGUUUCACCCUUCUGUACAGUAAGUACCAGUAAUAGAGCAAGACAAUUUUCGGGGAUUUGCAAAGGUGAAUGAUGAUGUGUGCAUUGUCACCUUGAAUGGAGACUGGAGAACAAGUAAAAUAAGGUGUGGUUAAGGUGGAUUUCUAGUCAAGUGUGAAGAUAAAAUUAUUUGUUGAGAGAUAACUGAAGGGGUUGGAUUUUUGUUGGAUUAUUCAAGGCAUAAACAAUUUAUUUUGUGCUGCUAAGUAUGGAUAACAAACUCCAUGGGUUUAAAAUUAAGAACAAUACUAGUGCCUAUGUGAAUGAUCUCGGCAUUUUAACUUUAACAAACCCCUUCAAACGCAGUGUGAGCUCCCUCUAGUGCUCUAGAGUGUUCAAGAUUUUUGAUACAUGAUUCUGUUUUUCGUCUUUUUAUUUACGGAAUUGUUUGGAAUAACUAAUAAAAAACUUAAAAUUCUACAACG
Lepisosteus oculatus (spotted gar) is the source of this 2422-nucleotide messenger RNA. It is a transcript of the gene chrna1, whose product is annotated as cholinergic receptor, nicotinic, alpha 1 (muscle). The record is from RefSeq and is a predicted model, not a curated record. Lineage: Eukaryota; Metazoa; Chordata; Actinopteri; Semionotiformes; Lepisosteidae. Gene Ontology annotation, biological process: monoatomic ion transmembrane transport; nervous system process; regulation of membrane potential. Gene Ontology annotation, molecular function: transmembrane signaling receptor activity; acetylcholine-gated monoatomic cation-selective channel activity. Gene Ontology annotation, cellular component: plasma membrane; postsynaptic membrane; neuron projection.